AUGGUGGUGGCCUUGGACUCGUGGCGCGGGGACAGGGGAGGCUGGCAGGCCAGGCGACGAAGAAGGAUAAAGAAGGUUGGCAAGCUCGUCGAACAGAGCCAACAUGUCAGACCCAAACGGCGAACCUAUCGCACUGCAGCGGUGGUUAGACCUGGUGCUUGGUUAGCUGCUCAGCCCGAGGUGGCUGCUGCCACGUCGUGUCCGGACGGGGCCGUCGUCUCAGACCCCGAGCUGGGACGUGCAAGACUCCUGGAGGAGCAGAAGAUCUUGGGCGAUCAGGAGGCGGGCGUGAUGGACAUGCCGCAAGGAAAUCCCCAGGGGCGGGGGGAGCUGAAGAAUCGGGAACGAACAGCCGGGGGAGGCCAAGGGUGA
Messenger RNA from Colletotrichum graminicola M1.001, 372 nucleotides. RefSeq lists its product as uncharacterized. The transcript has a single exon. The record is from RefSeq and is a predicted model, not a curated record. Bases 1 to 372 code for a protein of 123 amino acids. Lineage: Eukaryota; Fungi; Ascomycota; Sordariomycetes; Glomerellales; Glomerellaceae.